AUGCGAAAGCGGACCGAGCCUAUCACCUUGGAGCAUGAACGUCGCGCCUCCUCGGACGUGCCCUCCUCUGGCUCGGGCUCUGGGGCGCUGGACACCGCCUGCCGUCUGAAGCACAACUUGCGUCUGGCGGGCACAGGGCCGGCGGAGCCGCGCUGCGCGGCAGACGCUGGCAUGAAGCGGGCACUAGGCAGGCGAAAGGGGCUUUGGUUCCAACUAAGGAGGAUACUUUUCUAUGUGUUGGGGUUAUAUAUUGCCAUUCCAUUUCUCAUCAAACUAUGUCCUGGGAUUCAAGCCAAAUUAAUUUUCUUAAAUUUUGGCGCCAGCAACUUUAUUGGUUCGGGUCUGGCCCUCCUCAGCCAUGGAGGUCAGCGCCCAUUGCGGGUGCUGCGCAGCUCUCCCAUCAUGUUGGCCGGCAUGCGGUUGCAGAGUGUGGCGCACACUGUCCCAGCUGUCUGGUGGAAGAAUGCACAAGGAAAGGACCAGAUGUGGUAUGAGGAUGCCUUGGCUUCUAACCACCCUGUCAUACUAUAUCUGCAUGGAAACGCAGGUACCAGGGGAGGGGACCACCGUGUGGAGCUUUACAAGGUGCUGAGUUCCCUUGGUUAUCAUGUCGUCACCUUUGAUUACAGAGGUUGGGGUGACUCAGCAGGAACGCCAUCUGAGCGAGGCAUGACAUAUGAUGCACUCCAUGUUUUUGACUGGAUCAAAGCAAGAAGUGGUGACAACGCAGUGUACAUUUGGGGUCACUCUCUGGGCACUGGGGUUGCAACAAAUUUGGUGCGGCGCCUUUGUGAGCGAGAGACACCUCCAGAUGCUCUUAUAUUGGAAUCUCCAUUCACCAAUAUCCGUGAAGAAGCAAAAAGCCAUCCAUUUUCAGUGAUAUAUCGAUACUUCCCUGGAUUUGACUGGUUUUUCCUUGAUCCCAUUACAAGCAGUGGAAUUAGAUUUGCAAAUGAUGAGAACGUGAAGCACAUCUCCUGCGCUUUGCUCAUUCUGCACGCGGAGGAUGACCCAGUUGUGCCCUUCCAGCUCGGAAGAAAGCUUUAUAACAUUGCUGCACCAUCUAGGAGCUUCCGGGACUUCAAAGUUCAGUUUAUACCCUUUCACUCAGACCUUGGCUAUAGACACAAGUACAUCUAUAAGAGCCCUGAGCUUCCACGGAUACUGAGGUGA
Molecule: messenger RNA, 1173 nt
Organism: Elephantulus edwardii (Cape elephant shrew)
Lineage: Eukaryota; Metazoa; Chordata; Mammalia; Macroscelidea; Macroscelididae
Product: monoacylglycerol lipase ABHD12-like
Exons: 12
Coding region: 1-1173 (390 amino acids)
Biological process (GO): monoacylglycerol catabolic process; phosphatidylserine catabolic process
Cellular component (GO): endoplasmic reticulum membrane
Molecular function (GO): phosphatidylcholine lysophospholipase A1 activity; monoacylglycerol lipase activity
Source: RefSeq, a predicted model, not a curated record